AUGGCUAACGAGCCCAACGACAACGACCACUUCUACGAAUAUCUCGUGGACGACCCGGAGCAGAUGAUGGCUUCGACGCCGUUGUCCCCGCACUUUUCUCCCAACAUGUUCGGAGGGGCCUUCGACGUCCGCGUUCGCGACCGCCCGCACCACGCCACUCGGCUCGGGAAUCAGCCCAUGUCGAGUCCAGGCCACAAUCGACCCAAUUUGAUGGACGAAACAGUCAAGCGCGCGACCGUGAACCCAAUUCAAAGCAUCGCGGGUGUGCCUGGACCAGUCACGGCGCAAGUGCAACAGCAGCAGCAGCAGCAGCAUCAUCACCAGGUCCAGGUUCCCAACCUUCAACAGCCGCUCCAUCAUCCAGCUCUGGGUCUGGGGGGUUUGUCUGAGCUGGAGUUGACGGCUGGAGCUGCGGCUGCCGAGAACCAGGGUAACCACCACCACCACCACCACCACCACCAACAGCAACCAGACCAAUUCGUUGCCGCUGCAGCUGCAACGCCGUUCGCUGAUCACCAGGGUCUGCCCGCUCUGCUCCAUGCGCAACAAGGGCAUCUACAGGCACCCGCCACAUGGUUCCCGCCCGGAUAUGGAGCCCCGACAUAUUGCGACAACCAUCAGCAAGCCGCCGCUGCGCCCGUCUCCUCCUCUUCCUCCACCGCAGCUGUCACCGCAGCCGUCACCGUAGCCAAUCCGCCCGUCACGAUUUCUGCAGUGGGCGGACUGGGCAAUGGUAACACUGGCGUAUUCGACUUUGGCUUUGCUGCACCACCGCUGAGUGAGCAGUCGUUCCUUGGCGGAGACUAUGCCAAUAUCACGCCACUUUCCACAGCAGCUGGAGCAGCCGUGACAGCUCACUCGCAGCCAACAACCGCCUUCGGUUUUCAUUCCUCGCCAUGGCGUCCCACGCUUCAAGACAGCAGCUCCGUCACUCUGACCCCGAACAUUGCAGCCAUCGCCGCGGCCGAGCUCAACCACGACGUCCGGAAACAUAGUAAAGGCAGUAUGGAGGACGACAGCGACGUCAAGGACCGCUCGUGGGGCGACGGCGACGGCGACGGAGAUGACGACGACAACGACAACGACAACCGUGACCGGAAGCGAGGCGGCAAGGCCGGGGUAAGCAGCAGCACGUCGCCUAGACCUCGGAGGCACCAGCAACAGCGCAAUGGCAAGCGCCGCGCCGUGGCCAACGGCACCGGCGCGGGCGCGGGCGCGGGCGGCGGUGCCGGCGAAGACGAUGACGAACCCACCAGCCCCGCGGGUCGCACCAGCGUCAGCGGCCGAUCGGUGAAGUCUGUCUCGGCCGCCUCGACGACGGGCUCCAGCAGCAAGACGACGGCGCCGGCCCCGCGCCUGCGCAGCGCAUCGCGCACCUCCAAGAACGCAUCGCAGAAACCCGCCGAAACCGCCGAGGAGCGCCGCACCCGCGCCUCGCACAACCUCGUCGAGAAACAGUACCGCAACCGACUCAACGCGCAGUUCGAAGGCCUCUUGAACGCGCUGCCGGAGCAGGUGCGCGGGCCGGCCGGGACGGAGGGGGCCGGAGGCGGGGGCGGAGGCGGAGGCGGAGGUGGAGGCGACGAAUCGGAUCCGCAGCCGGCCGAUCAGGAGAGGCGGGUCAGCAAAGCCGAAGUGCUGGACAUGGCGCGCCGGCACAUCAGGAGCCUGGAGCAGGAGCGGGACGAGCUGCAGCGUGAGCGGGGGGAUCUGUUGCGCAACCUCGAAAUGAUGGAGCGGGAGAUGGCUGCCAACGGCGGAGGCCGGCUAGACGAGUUUCUCGACGUCGAGGGACCUCCGGACGACAGAGGCGAGUCAUCGUGGAGGGACGCGUGA
Molecule: messenger RNA, 1836 nt
Organism: Colletotrichum karsti
Lineage: Eukaryota; Fungi; Ascomycota; Sordariomycetes; Glomerellales; Glomerellaceae
Exons: 2
Coding region: 1-1836 (611 amino acids)
Molecular function (GO): protein dimerization activity
Source: RefSeq, a predicted model, not a curated record